Colletotrichum karsti is the source of this 2019-nucleotide messenger RNA. Its product is annotated as AMP-binding enzyme. The record is from RefSeq and is a predicted model, not a curated record. NCBI's taxonomy places the organism in Eukaryota, Fungi, Ascomycota, Sordariomycetes, Glomerellales, Glomerellaceae. Gene Ontology annotation, molecular function: long-chain fatty acid transmembrane transporter activity; long-chain fatty acid-CoA ligase activity. Bases 1 to 2019 code for a protein of 672 amino acids. The transcript has 9 exons.
AUGGAGCCCGAGGUCCUCCCAUCGGCUGGGGUUCCGCGGGAAGCUGGCGGGGUUUUCUUCUCCCCGUCCCCCACGUUUCACAAGGAUCCAGCUUCGUCUCUCGGCCUUGAGGAGCGGAGGAUAACAGAUUUACCAACAGAUUUACCGUCCGGCUCAGCGGCAGCAGCGGUGGCUGGCAGCGUGGCCUCCAGCAUGUAUCUCGACGCCAAAUACCACCUUUCCAAAGACAUCAAGUCUCUCCGAGGCCGCGGAACCGUGACGAAGGCCAUCGAUAACGUCGUCAAGACGGACCGCGUGUCGCCCUACUACAUCUUCGAAGAAGCGGUGCAGAAACAUCCUUACGAGGAGGCGAUUUGGACGAGAAAUGGCAGCGUAUCUUGGAAGGUCGCGUACGACCGCGUCAAUCAGUAUGCACAGCUCUUCCUGUCGUACGGCGUCAAGCCAGGACAAUUUGUCGCAUUCUUCAUGCAGAACUCGCCUGACUUCGCCUUCGCUUGGGUGGGACUGCUCGCCAUCGGCGCAGCUCCGGCCAUGAUCAACUACAACCUCACCGGCAAAGCUCUGAUCGGGUGCAUCGAAAUCAGCACUUCCAAACUGAUACUGGUGGACGGAACCCCUGAGGUCGCCGCGAAAUACCAGGAUGUACACACCGAACUCGAUCUGAAGGGUAUCAAGGUGAUCAACUUGGGUGAAGAGAAAGCGCGCGUCUACCAGAUGGACCCGAUGCGGCCCCAUGAUAGCCUUAGGAAGGGAAUGACGCCUGCCGAUCCGAUGGCUCUGUUCUACACCAGCGGAACUACCGGUCUUCCCAAGGCUGUUCCAUUCCCAGCCGCCGCCGCCGCAAGCUUGUCGCUGCAGAACGAUCUUGGGUUUCAUCCGACAAACGGCGACAGCGAGAGAUGCUAUAUAUGCAUGCCGUACUAUCAUGGAACAGGUGGUAUCACAAUGAUAUCGCAGAUUCUUUCCGGAUCGACAGUAUGCAUGGCCCCGAAGUUUAGUGUCUCAACAUUCUGGGACGAUGUCCGCGACUCCCAUGCAACUUGGUUUGUCUACGUGGGCGAGACCCUCCGGUACCUCCUCGCCGCACCACCGUCCCCGCGCGACAAAGAUCACAACAUCCACGCAUGCUUUGGAAAUGGGUGCCGUCCAGACGUGUGGAGGCGUUUCCAAGAACGAUUUGGUAUUGAUACCAUCUGCGAGUUCUACAACAGCACAGAAGGCGCCUUGGGUCUGCGUAACCUGUCUAGGGGUGACUUUUUUGCUAAUGCGAUAGGCCACCAUGGGUUAUUACUCCGUCUGAAAUACAGAAACAUGGUGGUUCCUGUGGCCAUUGAUACGGAAACUGGAGAGGUCCAACGGGAUCCGAAGACAGGACUUGCUAUCCGGAUGCCGUAUGAGGUCGGCGGAGAGAUUCUUGUCGAGCACCCGGGUGAGCGAGCGUUUCCGGGAUACUUCAACAACCCGGAAGCAACCAAUAAGAAGUACGUCAAAGACGUUCUGAAGAAAGGAGACAUCUUCUAUCGCACCGGUGACUCAUUGAGACGGGAUGGCGAAGGGAGAUGGUUCUUCUUGGAUCGUCUCGGUGACACCUACCGCUGGAAGGGUGAGAACGUCUCUACGGCAGAAGUGUCUGAGGUUCUCGGUGAAUACCCAGGCGUCAAUGAAGCGGUCGUGUACGGUGUCUCGCUUCCUGGUCACGACGGGAAGGCAGGGGCGGCAGCACUGGAUAUCGCGCCUGAUAAGAAGGCGUCUUUUGAUUUCGCAGAUUUCCUGAGUUUUUCACGAUCUAGAUUGCCGCGAUACGCCGUCCCGGUCUUCAUCCGACUACUCAACGAGAGCCAAGCCAGUCACAACAACAAACAGAACAAGGUGCCCUUGAAGAACCAAGGGGUUGACCCAAGCAAAAUUGAGGGCGGCGAUCAACUUCUCUGGAUUGAGAAGCAUGGCAAGGGAAAAACCUAUGUACCGUUCACUCAGGCAGACUGGGAUAACCUCGGACAAGGCAGGGCGAAGUUGUAA